AGGGAGCAAAUGCUUUCAACUGUCUAUUCGGCGGAGGGAGCUCUGUGGGGUCUAGGUUCCUGGCUCCCACGACUCUCGGCAGAAUUCACUCAGCAACUUCUUCCUUUAAGGUCUCUUCCAUUCUUGAGAGCGUAGGUUUUUUUGAGGCUCUAAAUAGUAAGCGUUGUGUUCUACAAAGCCUGGAGUCGUCUGUUACGUUCAUCCAAUCACAGGCUCUGAACUCUUUAAUACGAUUUGGGAAGAAAGAACAUUUCAAAUAUGAAUGUUUGCUCUUUAAGAAAACAUAUGCCACCGCGGCCAAUUAAAAACGUUUAAAUGGUGUGUGUGUGGAGUGGGGAAAUCUGAUUAACACGGCCCUCUUGUGGAGAUCAAGGGUUAACUUUAUUUAUUUUUUUUAAAGAUUUAUUCAUUUAUUUUUUUUUUUCUUUUUUUCGGAGCUGGGGACCGAACCCAGGGCCUUGCGGAUUUAUUCAUUUAUUAUAUAUAAGUACACUGUAGUUGUCUUCAGACACACCAGAAGAGGGCAUCAGAUCUCUUUACAGAUGGUUGUGAGCCACCAUGUGGUUGCUGGGAAUUGAACUCAGGACCUCUGGAAGAGUAGUCGGGUGCUCUUAACCACUGAGCCAUCUCUCCAGCCCGAAGGAUUAACUUUAUGACUAACAUUCCCAUGGGACAUGGACAUGGGGCAAAGGACAUGGGAAGGAGCCCUCAUCAGUCUUGCCAGCAUGCAGCUCUGCCCACAAGUCAUCUCAGUGGCCUGUACAGAUCACCCUGCCGAACACCAUGUCCAUGAGAGACUCUGACGGCACUGUGUACAGGACAAAGCAGAUGCACUUUCACUGGGGCGGUCGGGACUCAGAAAUCAGUGGCUCUGAGCACACCAUCGAUGGGAUGAGGCACGCCAUAGAGAUUCACCUUGUUCACUUCAACGAGAAGUACGAGACCUACGAGAAAGCCGUGGACCAACCAGACGGCUUGGCGGUGAUGGCGGUCUUGGUUAAGGUUGAGGAUUACACAGAAAACGAUUACUACAGCACCUUCAUUUCUGAGCUGGAAAACGUCAAGUAUACAGGACAAACCACGACACUGAGAAACGUUAACAUCCGGAACAUGUUGCCCGGGGACAUCAGACACUACUACACCUACCAAGGCUCGCUCACCACUCCCCCCUGCACGGAGAACGUCAAGUGGUUUGUGUUUCAGGAUUCCGCCACCAUCUCCAAGGCCCAGGCUGAGAGAAUAGAGAAUGCGGUAAUGGAUCACCACAACCAGACCAUUCGAAAUGGUUACCGCAGGACGCAGCCCCUCCACAACAGGGUGGUGGAAGCCAAUUUCCCAUACUCCCCGGAUGAAGUCUCUAAGAACCACUUUUACAUGCACGAGAAGAUUUCACACGGUUUGAAACUAAAGAAAAUUAAGAAGAAGAGAAACCACAGCCAUUGAACCGGAAAUGAGACACAGACACCAAGGGCUCACCCUGCCCCUUUGCUAAGGAAUCCUGGAAUGUGGGUCUCCUUGCAACCUGCAGCAAGGAGAUCUCUGACUAACCCAGAGGGAGUUCUCAUCCCUGAGAGGAAGUGGAGCUGCGUCAGCCAGAAGAGAAGGGAUGUGGGUGAGACCGAAUGGACUUGGAUGGAUGUACAAGGAAUCAGACCUUCCAUAAUCCCCUGUCAAUCAUCCACCUAAAUUUGGGGUCUGCGGAUGCAGCUCAUGGUAGAGACCUUGUCAUGACAUUGAGUUUGAUCCCCGGCACCAGAAAAAAAAGAAAAUCUUUCACUUUGAUCUACGUUAUAAAUCACCCCGAACCUCCCUUUUUAAUGUAAUAAAGUGAUUUUGGAGAUUUUCAUUUUUAAA
Messenger RNA from Rattus norvegicus (Norway rat), 1854 nucleotides. NCBI's taxonomy places the organism in Eukaryota, Metazoa, Chordata, Mammalia, Rodentia, Muridae. The record is from RefSeq and is a predicted model, not a curated record.